AUGGUGGCUCUGAACUAUAGUGGGGAUGAUGAAGAUGAUGAUGCAGCAAAGGCUGAGCUUGAGCGAGUGGAACAUGCGGCCAAAGCUGAUGGAUCUCUGAGCUUCUUGGUGGUCAGAGAUUGGGGAAGAAAAAGACUCUAUAACCAAUCUCAAAUGGGAAGCAUUGGAGAAAAAAUAGAGGUGGAUUUCAUAAUCUCGACGGGAGAUAACUUUUACGACGACGGAUUGAGAGGAGUGAAGGAUCCAGCUUUUCAUCAAUCCUUUUCUGAUAUCUAUACAGCUCCUAGCUUGCAAAAGCAAUGGUACAUUGUGUUGGGUAAUCAUGAUUAUAGGGGUAACGUUGAGGCUCAAUUAAGUCCCAUGCUUAGAAAGAUGGAUACCAGAUGGCUUUGCCUCAGAUCUUUCAUCCUUAUUGCUGGACCUCAAAUGGUAGAAAUUUUCUUUGUGGACGCUACUCCAUUUGUAUCUAACUACUUCAUUGACCCAAAAGAUCAUGUCUAUGACUGGAAAGGCAUUUCACCCAGACUCCAUUACAUUAACAAUCUUUUAUUGGAAUUUGAAUCGGGUUUAAGAGAAUCCACAGCAAAAUGGAAGAUAGUAGUGGGUCAGCAUACAAUCAAAAGUGCUGGGCACCAUGGCAACACUCAUGAGCUAGCCAUUCAUCUUCUUCCUAUCCUUCAGGCAUAUCAUGUUGACCUUUAUAUUAGCAACACUGACAGCUCGAUUCAAUUCUUAACAAGUGGAGGUGGAUCAAAGGCGUGGAGGGGUGAUGUUAAUAACAGGUGGAAUCCACAAAAAAUGAAAUUCUAUUACGAUGGACAAGGUUUCAUGUCAGUUGAAAUGACUGAGACCGAUGUUGAUAUCAAAUUCUAUGAUGUUUUUGGCUAUGCAAUCUAUAAAUGGAGCACUUCAAAGCUAAUUUCUUCUGCUAUGUAA
This is a messenger RNA of Gossypium arboreum, 936 nucleotides long. Its product is annotated as purple acid phosphatase 3-like. Gene Ontology annotation, molecular function: ferric iron binding; ferrous iron binding; acid phosphatase activity. The record is from RefSeq and is a predicted model, not a curated record. The transcript is spliced from 8 exons. The coding region runs from base 1 to 936 and encodes 311 amino acids. Lineage: Eukaryota; Viridiplantae; Streptophyta; Magnoliopsida; Malvales; Malvaceae.